GAGGCCGGGGGAGCCGGCUCGGGCGAGGAGCGAGCGAGAUGGGGGAGCUCUUAUUUUGACAGGGGCCUCUCCGGGCUCUGGUAUGAAGGCAGAAGGAGGCAGCCAGAGAGCCCCGAUGCUUAUUCAGGCUGGGGAGAGGAGCCGAGCGGAGGGGCGAGCGAGGCUCCGGCAGCGCAGGGCGGCGCGGGGAGGCGGAGGCGCGCGGCGGAGCCAGUGGCCGGACAUGCCCCGGAGCCGGGGCCGCUGCAGCACCGCCGCCGCCCGGAGCCAGCCGGCCGGACGCCCGCACGCCUGGGUCCCCCGGCGCCGCGCCGCCUCGGGGCUGCGACCCGGACCCUCGGCGGCGGAUCAACAAUAAGCGCCCAGACAGCCCCCUCCCCGCCCCGCGGCCCCGUCCCCGCGGGCCUCGGGGAAAGUGAAAGGAGGAGGCCGAGGAAGGAAGGAAGGAAGGGAGGAGGAGGAGGAGGAGGAGGAGGAGGAGGAGGAGGAGCAGGAGCAGGAGCAGGAGCCGGAGCCGUGAGGUUGGGGGCCGAGACCCCCAGCCCCGAGCCCCGGGACCGGCGGGUGUGCGCGCUCUCCCGCCGCUGCCCGGCGCCCAAGACCAUGCUCGGCAGCGGGCAGGCAGGAACCCAGGCGCUCGGCGACCCCCGGAGACCCUCUCCCAGGCCCGGCUCCUAUUGAGAUCAAGGCGUCCAGGAUCAAAAGAUCACCGCCAGCCCGCCCCUCCCGCUGUACCUCCAACGGCGAGCAGGAGGACCCCCAUCGCCCACCGACCCUGACCUGGUCAUGGCGUCCAGCUCCGGCCUGGCGUGAGGAAGCCCCCGACCUGAGCGAGUCCGUGCUCCCGUACCGAGUACCCGGCCGGGCCCUGGGCACGCACAGGGCUGCGCCCCACUGUGUGUGGGAACCAUGCGGAUCCUGGCUAACAAGACAAGGUUACCCCACCCCCGGAGGAGAGACGCUCCAGGGAGCCCGCCGCUCUCCCCCCGCGGCCACUGCCCCCCUGCCCCAGCCAAGCCAAUGCACCCAGAAAAUAAGUUGACCAAUCAUGUCAAGACAGGGAAUGGCGGGGCCCAAUCCCAGCACCAGAAUGUGAACCCAGGACCCACCUGCAGCCUGGGCCCGAAGGGCGUGGGGGCGGGGGGCCACGGGGCCAAGGCCAACCAGAUCUCACCCAGCAACGCAAGUCUGAAGAACCCCCAGGCAGGGGUGCCCCCUUUCAGCUCGCUCAAGGGCAAAGUGAAGCGGGAACGGAGCGUGUCUGUGGACUCCGGAGAGCAGCGAGAGGCUGGGACCCCGUCCCUGGACACGGAGGCCAAAGAGGGGGCGCCCCGGAGCAAGCGGCGCUGCGUGCUGGAACGGAAGCAGCCCUACAGCGGGGACGAAUGGUGCUCAGGACCGGACAGCGAGGAGGACGACAAGCCCAUCGGGGCCACCCACAAUUGUAAUGUAGCCGAUCCCGCCAUGGUGACCCCACAGCUGGGUCCCGGCCAAGCCGCCCAGUUGCCCCUCAGUGAGAGCAGUGCACCCGGCCCCCCGCAUGGGCCGCCCCCAGGCCUUCGACCCGAUGCCCCCAGUGGCGGGGGCGGGGGGGUCCCCGGAAAGCCCCCUUCCCAGUUCAUGUAUGUCUUCACCACGCAUCUGGCCAACACGGCGGCGGAGGCAGUGUUGCAGGGCCGGGCCGACUCCAUCCUCGCCUACCACCAGCAAAACGUGCCGAGGGCCAAGCUCGACCAGGCGCCCAAAGUGCCACCCACCCCGGAGCCGCUGCCCGCGGGCACCCCACAGUCCCAGCCUCCUCCACUGCCGCCACCGCCGGCCCCGGGCAGUGCCCCACCGGUCCUGCCCUCCGAGGGGCCCCCUGAAGACACCAACCAGGACCUGACCCCCAACUCAGUGGGGGCCACCAGCACAGGGGGUGGAGCAGGGGGCACCCACCCAAACACCCCGACCGCUCCCACCACCAACAACCCCUUGGCCCCCGGAGGAGACCCGAGCAGUGCCCCGGGGCCUGCCCUGCUGGGGGAGGCGGCACCCCCCGGGGCUGGGCCUCGGGGCCUGGCGGGCUCCGAGGGCCUGUCCAAGGAGCAGCUGGAACACCGGGAGCGCUCGCUGCAGACCCUGCGGGACAUCGAGCGGCUGUUGCUCCGCAGUGGGGAGGCAGAGCCCUUCCUCAAGGGGCCCCCCGGCAGCGCCGGGGAUGUGGGACCCCCAGCACAGGGCCCGCAGCAGCCACCCGCAGCUCCGCCUGGGGGGCUGAAGAAGUAUGAGGAGCCCUUGCAGUCCAUGAUCUCGCAGACGCAGAGCCUGGGGGGGCCUCCGCUGGAGCACGAGGUGCCGGGGCACCCCCCGGGCGGGGACAUGGGCCCACAGAUGAACAUGAUGAUGCAGCGGCUGGGGCAGGACAGCCUGACGCCCGAGCAGGUGGCCUGGCGCAAGCUGCAGGAGGAGUACUACGAGGAGAAGCGGCGCAAGGAGGAACAGAUGGGGCUGCACGGGGCCCGGCCGCUGCAGGACAUGGUGGGCCUGGGGGGCAUGAUGGUGCGGGGGCCCCCGCCGCCCUACCACAGCAAGCCUGGGGAGCAGUGGCCGCCCGGUAUGGGGGCCCAGCUGCGGGGCCCCAUGGACGUCCAGGACCCCAUGCAGCUCCGCGGUGGACCCCCCUUCCCCGGCCCUCGUUUCCCAGGCAACCAGAUGCAGCGGGUCCCGGGCUUCGGAGGAAUGCAGGGGAUGCCCAUGGACGUGCCCAUGAAUGCCAUGCAGAGGCCCGUGAGGCCGGGCAUGGGCUGGACCGAAGACUUGCCCCCCAUGGGCGGACCCAGCAACUUUGUGCAGAACACCGUGCCCUACCCGGCUGGGCAGAGCGAUGCUGAGCGCUUCCUGACCCCGCGGGUGCGGGAGGAGCUGCUCCGGCACCCCCUGCUGGAGAAGCGGCAGAUGGGGGUGCAGCGCCCUCUGGGCAUGGGCGGCGGGGGCAUGGGCCAGGGCCUGGACAUGGAGCGCGUGCUGCAGGCACACAGACAGAUGGAGCCCGCCAUGUUCCCGGGGCAGAUGGCCGGCGGCGAGGGUCUGGGCGGCACCCCCAUGGGCAUGGAGUUUGGGGGUGGCCGAGGCCUCCUGAGCCCCCCCAUCGGGCAGGCGGGUCUGCGGGACGUGGACCCGCCCCUGGGGCCCGGCAACCUGAACAUGAACAUGAACGUGAACAUGAACAUGAACAUGAACCUGAACGUGCAGAUGCCGCCCCAGCAGCAGAUGCUGAUGGCGCCGAAGAUGCGGGGCCCCGGCGACAUGCUGGGGCCACAGGGCCUGAGCCCCGAAGACAUGGCCCGGGCGCGCGCCCAGAAGAUGCUCGUGCCCGCGCAGUUCCCCCCGCAGGGCCAGCAAGGCUUCUCGGGGGGCCAAGCCUCCUACCCGACCAUGCCGCAGGACCUGGGCAACGCCCAAGAGAUGUUUAGCCCUGACCAAGGCACCAUGCCCCUGGGCGGUGUGGGUACCGCCCGGCUCAGCCACAUGCCCUUGCCCCCAGCGUCCAACGCUGCCCCCGGCGCUGUGCACCCAGCGCCCAACCGGGGUCUGGGCCGGCGGCCAUCUGACCUCACCAUCAGUAUUAAUCAGCUGGGCUCGCCGGGCAUGGGGCACCUGAAGUCGCCCACCCUCAGCCAGGUGCACUCGCCCCUGGUCACCUCGCCCUCCGCCAACCUCAAGUCACCCCAGACCCCCUCUCAGAUGAUGCCCUUGCCUUCGGCAAACCCGCCGGGACCCCUCAAGUCGCCCCAGGUGCUCAGCACCUCCCUCAGCGCCCGCUCCCCCACCGGCUCGCCCAGCACCCUCAAGUCCCCCUCCAUGGCGGUACCUUCCCCAGGCUGGGUGGCCUCGCCCAAGACGGCCAUGCCCAGCCCCGGGGUUCCCCAGAACAAGCAGCCGCCUCUCAACAUGAACUCUUCCACCUCCCUGGGCAACAUGGAGCAGGGUGCUCUUCCACCCAGUGGUCCCCGGAGCAGCUCCUCCGCGCCUCCUGCCAACCCCGCCGGCGGCCUCAUGAACCCCAGCCUGCCCUUCACGUCCUCCCCGGACCCCGCGCCUUCCCAGAACCCCCUGUCGCUGAUGAUGUCCCAGAUGUCCAAGUAUGCCAUGCCCAGCUCCACCCCGCUCUACCACAAUGCCAUCAAGACCAUCGCCACCUCAGACGACGAGCUGCUGCCUGACCGGACCCUGCUGCCCCCCCCACCGCCACCGCAGGGCUCGGGGCCAGGGAUCAGCGGCAGUCAGCCCAACCAGAUGCACCUGAACUCGGCCGCCGCGCAGAGCCCCAUGGGCAUGUCCCUGCCUGGCCAGCAGCCCCUGUCCCACGAGCCCCCGCCCACCAUGCUGCCCUCCCCCACGCCCUUGGGCUCCAGCAUUCCACUGCACCCCAACGCACAGGGGAGCGGAGGGCCCCCUCAGAACUCCAUGAUGAUGGCUCCGGGGGGCCCAGACGCCCUGAACGCCCCCUGUGGCCCCGUGCCCAGCUCCUCCCAGAUGGUGCCCUUCCCCCCACGGCUGCAGCCCCCGCACGGUGCCAUGGCCCCCAGCGGGGGCGGGGGCGGGGCCCCCGGCCUGCAGCAGCACUACCCUGCAGGCCUCCCGCUGCCCCCCGAGGACCUGCCCAGCCAGCCACCGGGCCCGCUGCCCCCGCAGCCUCACCUGAUGGGCAAAGGCAUGGCGGGCCGCAUGGGGGACACGUACCCCUCAGGUGUGCUUCCGGGCGUGGCCUCGGUGCUCAACGACCCUGAGCUGAGUGAGGUGAUCCGGCCCACCCCGACCGGCAUCCCCGAGUUCGACCUGUCGAGGAUCAUCCCCUCGGAGAAGCCCAGCAGCACCCUCCAGUACUUCCCCAAGAGCGAGAACCAGCCCCCCAAGGCCCAGCCCCCCAAUUUGCACCUCAUGAACCUGCAGAACAUGAUGGCGGAGCAGACGCCCUCACGGCCCCCCAACCUUCCGGGCCAGCAGGGCGUCCAGCGGGGGCUCAGCAUGUCCAUGUGCCACCCCGGACAGAUGUCUUUGCUGGGUAGGACAGGCGUGCCCCCACAGCAGGGCCUGGUACCCCACGGCCUGCACCAGGGCGUCAUGCCCCCUCCCCAAGGCCUCAUGACCCAGCAGAAUUUCAUGCUGAUGAAGCAGCGGGGCGUGGGGGGCGAGGUCUACAGCCAGCCCCCCCACAUGCUGUCUCCGCAGGGCUCGCUCAUGGGCCCCCCGCCCCAGCAGAACCUCAUGGUGUCCCACCCGCUGCGGCAGCGCAGCGUGUCCGUGGACAGCCAGAUGGGCUACCUCCCGGCGCCGGGCGGCAUGGCCAACCUGCCCUUCUAGCAACCGGGCUGGGGCGGGGCGGGGGAGGCGGCGGCCGAGGGCCUUGGCCGGGAGUGGCUGUUGGUGGAAACCAGAUGUGCUGGCAGCGGACGGGGUGGGGUGGCUGAGGGGGGUGUGGGAUGUGGAGAGUGGGUUUUGUGUCGGCCAGCAGGACUGCCCCCCACCCCGCCCCUACCCUGUUCCUCCAAGUCCCUGGAGUCUCUUCCGCUCUUUCCCUCUUUCUCGGGGCAUCCCGCGGCCCCAGGUCAGGGGGUGCCCUCUGUCCCUCUCCCCUCUGGUCCCCACUCCUCGCUGGUUUUACUUUCCUUUCCUCAGCUUCUCUACUCACCCCCCCUUCUGCAUCCCUCCUCCCCCACCCCCUCAUUGUCUUCUUGUCUUUCCCCACCUCAUCUCUCCCUGCAGAUGUGGCUGACCCCUCCCACCCCUCCCCAGGGCGGCUGGCCAGGUGGGCAUACGGGCUGGCCGCAGCUGUAAAUAGAGCUGCACUUUUGUGCCUGUGUGUGUGUGCUGGUGUGCGUGCGCGCGCGUGUGUGCUGUUUCUGUGUUUUGAUAGAAGUCACACACACACACAAAGGAUAGAAGAAAUCUGUGCCCCUUCCCCUCCGCCCGAUUGAAGAGAUUGCCUCUCUCACCCCUACCUGCCCUCUCUCCUGCACCCCUGCCCCUGUGUGCAGUCCCCAGCAUCCCUCAGGGAUGCACAUUUCAUGGUGAAAUGAACCCGGCACCCCGGCCCGAGUUGAGGGUAGAACAUCCAGGCCUCCGGCUGGAGAGCCCAGGUGGGGGUGAGGGGAGGCAGACUCCUCCCACCCUGGCAUCCUGUGAUGCUGAGAGUGGGGGUGUAGGGCACCCCAGCUGGUGGUCCCCUGCCACUGUGACUGAGCUGGAGCUUGAAGUCCCGGGGUUCCAUGCAGGAUGGAGGGAAGAGGCAGGAUCCCUCCCCACUGGCCGGGGCCCCUGAGAGCCAGGGCCCUGCCCGCCAAGGCCACCGCUGCCUCCUGGUCCAAAAGGAAGGAGGGGUUGGCUGAGGCUGCUGGGCCCCUGUGACCGGCUCCCUCUGGCCAUUUGUCCAGCAGAGCCGGUCUGCUCCCCACUGCCCUCCUGCCUCUGGUGGACUGAAGCCAUACUCGGGCCCCAGGAGUCAAGCACUUCUUUCCUCACUUCCUCUCCUGCCCCGUGAGGUGGCAGCUCCCUCUGUCCCGGGGCCAUUUCGAGACCUUCUCGAGGUGUCUCAGGGCCUGCUCGCCCCCUGGCAGCUGAUUCAAAGGGACUCCCCACUUCUCCCUCUGGUGCUGUCCUCGGCCCACUGGGGCUACCUGCAGGCUCCCGCCACCCCCCAGCCCCUCCAGGGUUCAGGGCCCGGCCUCCGGGCUCGGGUUUCCUGCCAGGCGCUUUGCCCACACUGCUCCACCUGGACCCCUCGUCCCUGAGCGCCCUCCACCCCCCAUCCCCAGCCUGAUGUCACGUCUCCUGCCCAGAGGAGAGAGGGGUCAGAUGGCAAAGGGCCCACCGCCCGCCACUCCUGCCACCAGACUAGCUUUCCAAGGUGAGCGCCACGACCAGCCGCCCGUUCGUCACCCGUGGCCACACCCCCGGCCAUUUUGUACCAUUAUAUAAAUAUAUAUAUAAAUAUAAAUAUAUAAAUACAAUAUGUGAAGACAUCUUCUUGGUUUUUAUUUUGAGACGAUUUUUAGGCUUGUUCCGGGGGUUCUGUGCUGCCUGUACUGUAUUGACCUGUUUUAUAGGUGCCUUUUUAUUAAAAAGAGAAAAUGAAAAAUCUGA
Molecule: messenger RNA, 7125 nt
Organism: Sorex araneus (European shrew)
Lineage: Eukaryota; Metazoa; Chordata; Mammalia; Eulipotyphla; Soricidae
Gene: BCL9L
Product: BCL9 like
Exons: 9
Coding region: 910-5346 (1478 amino acids)
Biological process (GO): canonical Wnt signaling pathway; negative regulation of transforming growth factor beta receptor signaling pathway; positive regulation of transcription by RNA polymerase II
Cellular component (GO): beta-catenin-TCF complex
Molecular function (GO): beta-catenin binding; transcription coactivator activity
Source: RefSeq, a predicted model, not a curated record